Molecule: messenger RNA, 1107 nt
Organism: Neurospora tetrasperma FGSC 2508
Lineage: Eukaryota; Fungi; Ascomycota; Sordariomycetes; Sordariales; Sordariaceae
Product: histone 3
Exons: 2
Coding region: 100-510 (136 amino acids)
Biological process (GO): rRNA transcription
Cellular component (GO): nucleosome
Molecular function (GO): structural constituent of chromatin; DNA binding; protein heterodimerization activity
Source: RefSeq, a predicted model, not a curated record
CUUCUAGUCAUCAACCAGUCUCGACCACCAGCGCAGGUCAUCACUUAAUCAUCGCCCAUCCAUCAAAAAACACCUUAUCAACACACAUAAACCAUCACAAUGGCCCGCACUAAGCAGACCGCCCGCAAGUCCACCGGUGGCAAGGCCCCCCGUAAGCAGCUCGCUUCCAAGGCUGCCCGCAAGUCCGCCCCCUCCACCGGCGGUGUCAAGAAGCCCCACCGUUACAAGCCCGGUACCGUCGCUCUCCGUGAGAUUCGUCGCUACCAGAAGUCCACUGAGCUUCUGAUCCGCAAGCUCCCCUUCCAGCGUCUCGUCCGUGAGAUUGCCCAGGACUUCAAGUCCGACCUCCGCUUCCAGAGCUCUGCUAUCGGCGCUCUCCAGGAGUCCGUCGAAUCUUACCUCGUCUCCCUCUUCGAGGACACCAACCUCUGCGCUAUCCACGCUAAGCGUGUCACCAUCCAGAGCAAGGACAUCCAGCUCGCCCGCCGCCUUCGCGGUGAGCGCAACUAAGCGACUCUUCGACAUGGAGUAGUUUGCUUUGGGUUUUCGGGGUAGUCUAGUCAGAUUCUGGGGUUAUAUCACGGGGCGGUCAUGACAACUUUUCUCGCGUCACACUUCGCACUACAUUUGGGAAUGCGCGUCUGAGUUGAUGGAUUUUCAUUCACGGCACAACACAUGGGGGGUAAUCCGGCGUUCUUGAUUGCGAUGAUACUACAUUUUCUCUCUCUUCAUCUUAGUACUUGAUGGCUUGUACAUUACAACGCGGGCACAGCGGCUGGCGAGCACCGGAACAAAAGGACGGAUGGCUUUGCACGGCAGCGCUGAUGGCGGAUUUGGUCUAAUAAAGGGCCUGGUUCAUGAUCACACGAUACCCUGUCGACAGACAUUGCACGUUUACCUUUUUUUCUUCCUGACAACCAUUCUCACCACCGUAUGCCUGCCUGCUUUGAUGAUAGAUGAGAAUGGAGUUUUGGAGCAAGCGCAAAUCAUGGGAGUUUAGCUACCUAGCGAUUAGGACUACCAUAAACAUCGCUAUGAAUGCCAGUAGUCGUAGAAAUGACAAACGCGUUCAGGUUGCGUUCAUGUUCACGCGACGUGACUUUGACA